UCUUGGAGCUCAGUUCUUAGAGCAUGGAAUCCAGCAGCUAGCCGAUUAAGGUGAAAUAUAGGGGGAUUUUGCUAUGGAAGAGAAGCCUGAUUUUGGAUGGAGAUGAAGACGCUUCUCCCGCUGCGCUCUUCGGGCAGCUCCUAUGAGUGGGCCGUGGGUGUCCAGCGCGUGCUAGCGGAUCUCUCCCGGGGACCGGCGGCUAGCCGUGUCAAAUCCGGGGAGAAUCUCUUCGAUUGCAUUCUCGAAAUGCGGCACGAGACGGGAAUGCAAGACUAUGCCAUGCCCGAGAACGCAAGUCGUGGCUUGGAUUUGUUCUUUGGAAAGCUUCUUCCUCAAAAUUUGGCCCGCGAGUUCUUUCAUACAACUUUGCCUUCCAUGGCCAAGCUUGCGCUCGAUCUUCCCAAUCUUUUGGAUGAGCAUGUAAGCAAGGGGCAGCUCUACGGGUUUGGAGUGGAGUCAGGUGAGUUCAUCGCGUGUCUCUUGACGUGUUCAUUUCUUUGCCUCUUUCCUUCUCAAGAUAGAGACAAGUAUAAUCUUCCUGGGAUCAACUUGAACAAGUUUUAUGCGUGCAUAUACGAGAAAAACCACGAUCGAGCAAGCCAACAACACAAAAUGUUGUGCCUACUGCACUACUUUGAACGAGUGUGCCAAGGGAUGCCACAGGGAAUGGUUUCUUACGAGCGUAAGGUCCUGCUUCCUUGGCAAACUAGCGACAUUCUUCGUUUCUGGAGUACAUCCAGGGUACCUUUGUGUAAAUUUCAGGUGUCUGCGACUGGCGACAUUAGCAAUCACAUUGGUGGCGAAGCCUUGGAGGUUGAUUUUGCAAACAAGUAUCUUGGCGGUGGCGCUCUUAGAGCUGGCUGUGUACAGGAAGAGAUUCGUUUCAUGACCAAUCCCGAGUUGAUUGCGGGAAUGCUGUUCUUGCCUAUGAUGGAAGACAACGAGUCCAUAGAGAUAUUUGGAGCUGAAUGCUACUCCAAAUACGAAGGUUAUGGAAAAAGCUUCACUUUUGUUGGCGACCAUCAAGACGAAAGGCCACGAGAUCAAUGGGGCCGACGAAUGACGCGGAUUGUAGCUAUAGAUGCACUCGCAAGGCCGGGUGCUCAGCAAUACAAAUCUGUACUGAUCCUACGCGAGGUGAACAAAGCCUUCUGUGGGUUUCUGGACCGACAUGGAGGUGAAGAUGUUGGCGUAGCAACUGGAAACUGGGGAUGCGGUGCCUUUGGUGGUGAUCUGGAGCUCAAGAGUUUAAUUCAAUGGUUGGCUGCUUCGCAGGCUGGGAGAGCAUACGUGAAGUAUUACACUUUUGCUGAUCCACGCGCUCAGCGGCUGGAAGAGAUUGUGGAAUGGAUGUCACGAGAAUCCUGGACAGUGGGAGAUCUGUGGAACAUCCUGCUCGACUAUGGAAGCAAAAGAGAAGCUGGUGUAAUCGACUGUGGCUUGUUCGAGUGGCUUCGACCGGUCACUGGACUGAGAGCUCUAUUCUCACAGUUGACGAGCAUCUUUAGCAGGCGAAGCUCGGUCUAGAGGACCAACAAUCACCCUCUUGCUCGGCCACUCGACAACCUUCUCAAAGUACUCGCACGGGACACACCCCUCGAAUCCUUCGGUGAGAAGCACAUUGUUGUCCGAGACGUAGAACUUCAUCCCGUCCGCCAUAGCCUUCUCAGUGUCGAGGUAAAUCAGAACUUGGCAAGAGCUUCUCAUUCCGCUGAUGACUCCAUUCUCGUCAGGCAGGCCCGUGGCGAAGUGGACGUGGUUUCGUCCCAUGACUUUGAGACCACUCUCCAAGAUGCUGGGAAGAGCGUGCUUGUAAGUUCCGUGGAUACAAACUGGGAUCUUGUCCGUGGACGAGAUCUCUCGCAGGAGGUGGUCGGAAAGAACCUCUUUGAUCGAGUGCCCCUGGUUUGCGCGGAUGUAGAGCGUCCCAUCCUCCCGGGUCGUCGAGAAGCGCUGCUUGUUAUCCUGCUUCACGGCCUGGAGAACUUCCUCCACGGAGUGAGAGCUGAGUGGUAUCCCAGCUCUAGUUUUCAUUCCAAUCUUUAAGAGCUCGUCCACCUUGCAGUA
This is a messenger RNA of Selaginella moellendorffii, 2067 nucleotides long. RefSeq names its product poly(ADP-ribose) glycohydrolase 1. The transcript has 11 exons. Gene Ontology annotation, biological process: ATP generation from poly-ADP-D-ribose; regulation of DNA repair; nucleotide-sugar metabolic process. Bases 97 to 1527 code for a protein of 476 amino acids. Gene Ontology annotation, cellular component: nucleus; cytoplasm. Gene Ontology annotation, molecular function: poly(ADP-ribose) glycohydrolase activity. NCBI's taxonomy places the organism in Eukaryota, Viridiplantae, Streptophyta, Lycopodiopsida, Selaginellales, Selaginellaceae. The record is from RefSeq and is a predicted model, not a curated record.